Molecule: messenger RNA, 1970 nt
Organism: Papilio xuthus (Asian swallowtail)
Lineage: Eukaryota; Metazoa; Arthropoda; Insecta; Lepidoptera; Papilionidae
Product: group XV phospholipase A2
Exons: 7
Coding region: 289-1509 (406 amino acids)
Biological process (GO): lipid metabolic process
Source: RefSeq, a predicted model, not a curated record
UAAAGGUUACUUGCUUUUACUGGUUAUAAUAAUAUUGAAAAAUUUGAAUACUUAUUGCGCCAACUUGUUUAUGUAAACAGAGACACAGCUGACGCUUUUCCUGAUUUUGUCUGUUAUCAAUAAUGUUGACUACGAUACCGCGACCGUUCGCAUCGGACGAUAUUUAACGUCAUUGGGCAUUUUAUACUGUACCUUGACAGUAUCGUUACGUAUAAAUCAAAAGGAAAUUAAUAAAGUAAUUAGUGUAUGAUUAGCUGAGUAAGGUACUGAAUAGUAAUAAUACCGAUCAUGGUAAAAAUGAAAUUGUUUUUUGCACUCGGACUAUUAUUUAGCUUUCUUGCGAAGGAUUCCUUGGGAUUAUCGCCGGUUAUAUUAAUACCGGGCGAUGGUGGAAGCCAACUUGAGGCAAGAUUAAAUAAAACCAAUGUAGUGCACUACAUUUGUGCUAAGACGUCUACGGAUUACUUCAACAUAUGGUUAAACUUGGAGCUGUUGGUACCCUUUGUGAUCGACUGCUGGGUGGACAACACAAGAUUGGAGUAUGACAAUGUAACAAGGACCACCAGGAACCCUGAGGGUGUAGAUAUUCGGGUUCCGGGGUGGGGAAACCCGGAGCCAGUAGAGUGGCUGGACCCCUCACACGACAGUACUGGCGCAUACUUCAAUACAAUUGGCGAUGCUCUUGUUAAACAAGGGUAUGUUAGGAAUGUAUCUUUAAGAGGUGCCCCUUACGAUUUUAGAAGAGCACCAAAUGAGAAUGGUGAAUUUUUUGUCAAACUAAAGACCUUAGUUGAAGAAACAUAUACAAUGAACAACAAAAGUGCAGUUACGCUGCUCGUACACAGCAUGGGCGGCUCAAUGGCACUGCACUUCCUACGGCAGCAGAAUCAGUCCUGGAAGGAUCAGUACAUCCGGAGGCUCAUCUCACUCUCGACCCCCUGGGGUGGGGCGGUUAAAGCACUUAAAGUGUUUGCUAUAGGCGACGACUUAGGUUCAUCGAUGCUUAGUCAGAGCACGAUGCGCCUGGAGCAGGUGACGUGCCCGUCGCUGGCGUGGCUGCUGCCCUCGCCGCUCGUGUGGCGUCCCGACGACGUCCUCGUGCAGACUGACAAGUUCAACUACACCAUUGAACAUUUCGAGAAGCUCUUCACCGACAUGGAGCUGCCUACUGCGUGGGAGAUGCGCAAGGACACGGAGCGGUACGCGCGUGACGUCACCGCGCCCGGCGUCGAGCUGCACUGCAUCUACGGCUACAACCUCACCACUGUCGAGCGCCUGGUGUACAAGCCGGGGUCGUGGCUGGACGGCGCCCCGCAGCUGGCGGGCGGGGACGGCGACGGCACCGUCAACCUGCGCUCGCUGGAGGCCUGCGCGCGCUGGGGCAAGGCGGCCGGAGCGCGCAAUGCACGCAGACCCGUCAAGCUGGUGCCCCUGUCCGGCGCUGAGCACCUCCGCAUCCUGCACGACCCUCGCGCCCUGCAGUACAUACUCACCGUGCUGCAGCAUUGACUCAGACUACCCGCAGUUUGAUCACCGACGCUGUGUAUAGUUACAUCGCUUGCCUUUGAUGCUCUUAGCUUUAUAUAGUGCAACAUUCAAUCGAAACAAAUAACACGUAGACAAACUAAUUUUAUCUAUUUUAAGUAUAACUUUAAUAUUUAAAAGAUAUUAAGGGAAAAUGAACAUAAGUAAAUGCUCUCUUUGCUGCAAUUUUGCUCUCUAAAAUAUUGUUAUAGAUUCAAUUCAAUUAUAAUUUAAUAAAUAAGAUAUAAAAACGAUUUAAUUCUCUGACCUUGAAAUGCGUUAAUUUCUUCAUAAGAUAAAUAUACUCGUAUUAAAUAGUUCUCUUGCAGAUAAUAUUUAGUAUGCGUUAGUCUUCCAUGUGAUAGAAAAACCAUAUUAUUUACAUAAUGUUUAGAUUGUCCUUAGUUUGAUAUUUUAUGGACUAGCGCCAUCUGUUGAAACUAAAC